GUGAUGUCUGGUAGGGGUAAAGGAGGCAAAGGCCUUGGUAAAGGUGGUGCUAAACGGCACCGUAAGGUCCUUCGAGACAAUAUUCAGGGUAUUACCAAGCCGGCUAUUCGUCGCCUAGCUCGCCGUGGGGGCGUUAAGCGUAUCUCCGGUCUUAUUUAUGAGGAGACCCGUGGCGUUUUGAAAGUUUUUUUAGAAAAUGUUAUAAGAGAUUCUGUAACUUACACCGAACAUGCUAAACGCAAGACCGUUACUGCAAUGGAUGUGGUUUACGCUCUCAAACGCCAAGGACGAACUCUCUAUGGAUUCGGUGGUUGA
Rhincodon typus (whale shark) is the source of this 315-nucleotide messenger RNA. RefSeq names its product histone H4-like. Lineage: Eukaryota; Metazoa; Chordata; Chondrichthyes; Orectolobiformes; Rhincodontidae. The transcript has a single exon. Gene Ontology annotation, biological process: nucleosome assembly. Gene Ontology annotation, cellular component: nucleosome. The coding region runs from base 4 to 315 and encodes 103 amino acids. The record is from RefSeq and is a predicted model, not a curated record. Gene Ontology annotation, molecular function: protein heterodimerization activity; DNA binding; structural constituent of chromatin.